AAUACCGUUUAUUUUGUCCGCGAUACUAAACCUAUUUUGUCAUAACCUGUAUAAUGAAUUUCAAGCUUAUUUUGUUUAUAUCCCUCUUGAGUGUUUUAUUUUUAAAUUUUAGUUUCGCGCAGAACAAUAAUAGUAGUAGAUUAAACUCUAUCGCAAAUAUGUUUAGCACAAAACCGAAACCGCAACAGUCCGGAAACGGCGGCCCUCUUGAACUGGCAGAGAACGAGCGUAUGGAAGUCAAUAAAGAAACACCGAAUCAGGUACAAAAAACUGCUGGAGGUACCGCAAUGAAUGUAACCAAGAAUACAAUUAACUCUCUCAAAAAUAUGAUGAGAAAAAAACCAACACAACUAGUGGUCGAGGACAAGCAGAUCGACGAAGAAGUCAAAGAAGAAAAUAUACAGGGAGAAGAACAGACCGACGAAGAUUCAGCCAAAAUUGACGCUGACAAACAAUUUAUACUAGAUAAUGCAGACGCAGCAGGCAUUGGUCCGACUGUGGCCGACGAGGAAGUUCAUGUUGAAGAACAAGAGACACAAAACGACGAAGAUCUAGCCACGGUUGACGAUGACAAACAAUUUAUACUAGAUAAUGCAGACGCUGUAGACAAUGACCCGACUGUGGCUGACGAAGAAGUGCCCAUAACAGCUGCAGAUGAGAGCUCAAAGGAGAAACAAAGCGAAUACGAUCAAGGACAAGAGAAAGAAGUCAUCGAACCCGAAACGGAUACGGACAAUUUGGAAGUCAAUGAUCCUAAGCCAGCAUUGUUACCAGAAGAUGAACGGGAAGAAACCCCAGGCGAAGAACUCGAAGCAGAAAGUGGCAAAAACGAAGGUGGAGACGCUUCGGUCGCAAAGGAGGAUAUCAUGGAGACUAAUAAUGGCGAUGAUGAGAAUACGUUGAGCGACGAGGAUCACAGGGAACGGGUGUUCUGCGUGGUUUCGGGAAGUGCUGAUCCGCCAAUGAGGUAUUCCAGGGACUUCCCGACCGACAUAUGCCAUACCAUCGUUUACGGAAAACGCAUUGUCAUCGAUCAAAAGCAUGCGAUACCAAAAUUAAACAAAAAAGAUGCUGCAUUGAUAAAACAAUAUGCGCAAAAUAAGGACAAUUUACUAUUCAUUGUAAUAAUGACACAUUCGAGUUAUUCGAACUGGUCGCUGGCGCUGUCGGGAAAAGGAUUGGACAAAGAAGUGGAGGUCGUGGUGCAGUUUGUGAAAAAACACAAAGUCGCAGGUGUGCAAUUUGCUAACCUCUAUCCCCAAGUGGGCGAAUCAAUUGACACGGAUAUGACAUGCAAACUAAUACAUUUUUUCACCAAGCUCACUGAGAAAAUGGCCGACUUGGGAAUAGGAUUGGAAAUAAACGCGUUCGAACCGACCGUGGCAACAAGUUUCCCGUAUGUGGAUAUAAACAAGCAUGUCGAUUGGUACGUGCUGAACACAAUCGAUAUGGUGAAAUGUUCGCCGGCUUACUUAACCGGAACGAACCCAUUGAUGGGAGUAUACAGCAUACAAAACUCAGUGCUUCAACUGUUGGCGUCGUCUUCGAUCGAAGAGGAAAAAGUCGUAAUAGGUCUGCAAAUGUUUGCGACCGCGCCCGACGGAAAAAGACAUUCGUACGGACAAAUGUGUAAGAAAGCCAAUAACAAUACCAAAGAAUGGUGCGCCGAAUCGUCGGAAACGUUAUACUUAAAAGGCUACGCCAUGAGGUUUUUGGAUAUACUAGGCGUUCAGCUGUACUACGUGGACACGGACGAUUUCAUGGGCUGGUGCGACUGCGACUUCUAUCCGGGUUUCAGGGCUUUGCACGCCGGCCUUUGGAACAUCCCUCUGGAGUCUGUCACGUGUCAGAAAUUGGGCCACACCGAAGCAGGUCAACCGGCCGUUUGUAAACUGACCACUGUGCCAGCUGCUGUAUCCGUCGACCAGGACGAUUCCACUUGAUGAAACCCCUUUGAAAGAAACGAAACACUUAAAAAAAAAAAAAAAAAUCGAAAAUCGAUUGUACAUGUCCAACGUUGUUUUCCUAAUGAAUACAUAAUUGCAAACAUUUCGACUUACAAAAUACAUAUUUUGUCUUUGACCAAAGGCCCGAUUCGGGGCAGUGUGUUCGGAUCAGCACCUUCAGCUCAAAUGUCAGCAUUUCAUACCUUAAGAUUGUUUGGUAAAAACAUUAAUUACUAAACUAAUAAUUACACACGACCAGCGUGUGUUUAGUACGCACUAACCUUUAAAUAUUAUUCAGGCCAUCCAAAUUGGACUUGUAUAAUAUCACAGAACACACGAAUCUAAUAUUUUUCAAUUCCCCGACUUUGUCUUCGAACCCGUUAUUGCCGUCCGUAAUAAUAUAACUGCAACACAUAAUACAAAAAUAAUGUAUGUCGGUACUACAAUAAUUAUUAUUGCUAUUUCGAGUCACACGCGUCGCUUCCUUAACCGGUUUCCUGGUUAGGAUUAAGACGGCUAAUCUUCGCAAUACUUUCAUU
This is a messenger RNA of Adelges cooleyi (spruce gall adelgid), 2485 nucleotides long. RefSeq lists its product as uncharacterized. The transcript is spliced from 7 exons. Bases 54 to 1943 code for a protein of 629 amino acids. NCBI's taxonomy places the organism in Eukaryota, Metazoa, Arthropoda, Insecta, Hemiptera, Adelgidae. The record is from RefSeq and is a predicted model, not a curated record.